Pseudonaja textilis is the source of this 687-nucleotide messenger RNA. Lineage: Eukaryota; Metazoa; Chordata; Lepidosauria; Squamata; Elapidae. The record is from RefSeq and is a predicted model, not a curated record.
GAUACAAGACCCUGCUGAAAUGUCUCUCUGGGAAAUUUUGCCCCCGGGAACUGAUUGGUAUUAUGGGACCUUCUGGAGCUGGGAAAUCCACCUUGAUGAACCUCUUGGCUGGAUACCGGGAAACGGGCAUGAAAGGCCAAAUUUUGGUGAACGGACAUCCAAGGGAACUGCGCACUUUCCGUAAGAUGUCGUGCUACAUUAUGCAGGACGACAUGUUGAUGCCCCAUCUCACCGUGAGGGAGGCCAUGAUGGGUUCAGCCAACUUGAAACUGAAUGAGAAGCAAGAAGUGAAGAAGGAGCUGGUGAAUGAGAUCUUGACUGCCUUGGGACUCCUGGAAUGUGCCCAUACUCGCUCCUCCGCUCUCUCUGGAGGACAACGCAAGCGACUUGCCAUCGCCCUUGAGUUGGUCAACAAUCCUCCAGUCAUGUUUUUUGACGAGCCCACCAGUGGACUGGAUAGCACGUCCUGCUUCCAGGUGGUCUCCCUCCUGAAAUCCUUGGCCCAAGGGGGCCGCACCAUCAUCUGCACCAUCCACCAGCCCAGCGCUAAGCUCUUUGAAAAGUUUGACAAGCUCUACAUCCUCAGCCAAGGUCAAUGUAUCUUCAAGGGAGCUGUCUCCAACCUCAUCCCGUAUCUAAAGGGGCUUGGCCUGCAUUGUCCCACCUACCAUAACCCAGCUGAUUUCA